GUGCGAGGGAGCAUGUGACUUUGCUCCCGGGCCUGGGAGACGGCGGCGAAGGGCCUGCAGUGAGCCGGCCGCCGCCUUCUUGUCUGGGCCGCCCAGUUCUCUGGUCGCACAUGCACAUAUUGAAUGGAAGGAAGGAGGAGGAAGAUGAGCCUCAAGUCCGAACGCCGAGGCAUCCACGUGGACCAGUCGGAGCUCCUCUGCAAGAAGGGAUGUGGUUACUAUGGCAACCCUGGCUGGCAGGGCUUCUGCUCCAAGUGCUGGCGAGAAGAGUACCAAAAGGCCCGGCAGAAGCAGAUUCAGGAGGACUGGGAGCUUGCUGAGCGGCUGCAGCGUGAGGAAGAGGAAGCCUACGCCAGCACUCAGCACCCUCAAGGGGCCCAGUCACUCACCUUCUCCAAGUUCGAGGAGAAGAAGACCAACGAGAAGUCCCGGAAAGUGACGACCGUGAAGAAAUUCUUUGGGGCUUCUUCGCGGGCAGGAUCCAAGAAAGUGCUGGCUGGCAAGCUGAGAGAUGUCCAGGAAGCCAAGGCGGCCAGUCCAAUCAGCAGGCAAGUCAGCAUCGAAACAGACAGAGUGUCCAAGGACUUUAUCGAGUUCUUGAAGGCCUACCACAAAGCCGGGCAGGAGAUCUACAAGCAGUGCAAGCUGUUUCUGGAAGCCAUGCAUCACAAACGGGAAAUGAGCAUCGAAGAACAGUCCGAAUACACCCAGGACUUCUAUCAGAACGUGGCAGAUAAGCUGCAUGCUCGCUGGAAAGUACCCCCAGAAAAAGUGGAACUGGCAAUGGACCAGAUUGAGAAGUACAUCAUGACCCGCCUGUAUAAGUACGUUUUCUGCCCGGAAACUACCGAAGAUGAGAAGAAGGACCUUGCUGUUCAGAAGAGAAUCAGGGCUUUGCACUGGGUGACUUCGCAGAUGCUGUGUGUUCCUGUCGACGAGGAAAUCCCCGAAGUCUCGGAUGUGGUGGUGAAAGCAAUCACAGACAUCAUCGAGAUGGAUUCGAAGCGGGUCCCGCGGGACAAACUGGCCUGCAUCACUAGCUGCAGCAAGCACAUUUUCACGGCCAUCCGGACCACGAAGAACGAGCCGGCCUCCGCGGACGACUUCCUGCCCACCCUCAUCUACAUUGUGCUGAAGGGCAACCCUCCCCGCCUGCAGUCCAACCUCCAGUACAUCACUCGCUUUUGCAAUCCCAGCAGGCUCAUGACUGGCGAGGAUGGCUAUUACUUCACUAACCUGUGCUGUGCUGUGGCCUUCAUAGAGAAGCUGGACGCGCAGUCCCUAAACCUGAGCCAGGAAGACUUUGACCGUUACAUGUCCGGCCAGGCAUCUCCAAAGAAACAGGAACCCGAGAACUGGUCAGGUGACAUGUCUGUGGGGGUCCGGCAGAUGUACAGGAACCUUGACCUCAUCUCCCAGCUCAACGAGCGGCAAGAGAAGAUUGUCAACGAGGCCAAGAAACUGGAGAGAGAUUUGAUUGACUGGACCGACGGGGUUGCAAAGGAAGUCCAAGAGAUCGUCGAGAAGUACCCCUUGGAGAUCAAGCCCCCAAAUCCGGCCUUAGCCGCUAUUGACUCUGAAAAUGUAGAGAAUGACAAACUCCCCCCGCCUUUGCAGCCACAGGUGUAUGCCGGUUGACGGCCUCUUCUGGGAUAUCAGCAGACAAAUUCCUUCACUCUGCUUUCCUCUUCUGGGUGGGUGGUCCAAGAGAUCCAUCAGACAACUUUAAAGCCGGCACGUUUUUUAGAGGUACUAUUACUGGCAGGGUUGGCCAACAGUGUUCUUUUUAGCCGGAAAUAGGUUUAUUUUCAGGAUCGCGUGUUUGGUGAAGGUGAACCAAAUUUAACUUCUUCUUUUUUUAUUUUACAUGACUCCAGUGUGAUUUUAACGAAAUACCCAGGGGUACGUGUGCAAUUUAUUCUUCCUGGCGUGCUUUUUUUUCCUUUUAAAAAUCGAAUGAAGUGUGUUUGGCUCUCCCUCCCCCCCCCUCCUGAAAUAAAGAAAAUAAUCAGCACUUUGCAGAAGGAUGCCAAGUUGGACCUUUUGAAAAAUUAAAAGGAUGCUUUUUUGUUUUUUUAAAAAAGGAAAUCUAUUGUAGAAGUAAAUAUUUAAAAUUGUACAUAGGUUUGAAAUGUUCCGUGUCUGAUAUGCCUGAUAUCUUGUAAGGAAUGAUGCUUUUGUAAAAGAUUUCCGCACCAUCAGCAGGAUAAAUGUCCUGCUAAGUGACUUUGUUCCUGGGCUUGGUGGGGAAGAGGAAUGGGUUUUCUUGCGGUCUCAACCAUAACUUGAGUAAACACUCGUAUCCUAAUAUUUAUAAUUUCUCAUCUAAACUAGUCGUGAUGCACAGCAAAACGAUCCUUCCCCCCCGCCGCCCCGUGGGUCAGCAUGCGGCAUCAACUGCUCCUCACACCUGUUCGGAGAUUAGAGAAUCACCUGCAAUGAAGCCCGCUGUUUUUCUGCAGGUGUUAGAGCCAAUUCAUGCUGCCCUAGAAGCCAGAGGACGUGGACUGGCGGUGACGCUUGGUGGAACGGUGGCUUCACUGCCAGCAUGUUCGAAAGUCUCUUUUCUCCAUUUAAACACACAUUUUAUCAUCCCACCACCAAGAACUCUGAGAAUCAGUCUGCAGCUGUUAUGUUGUGUCGAGGAAAACUAGGAUCUUGGGCAAGCAGAGAGGCUAUUCCCAGGUCUUUUAUACCCCUGCUUGGGGUUUUCAGGGCAUGAACUGUCCCUCUCAGUGUAGGGCUGAGUAGCACGUCUGCUGCACAUGUUUGACAUACCAUCCGAUCCGCUCUUGUAUGGCCCCAUGCCUUCUUCAGGCGUUAUGCCAAAUGGAGGUAGUGAGGGUGCUCCACCUUAAAUGAUUUACUUUUUGGUGCAUGUUUUGUAUAGUUUUCGUGUGUGUUUGGAAGCUCUGGGGUGGAUUACGAUCACCCUGCCUUUCUCAAAGUCCUCCUUCCCAGCACUCCUUCGUCACUCCCGGCUCCACGCCUGCAUUCUUCCAAUGCUCUGAAUAAUUGUUGAGUUUCCCACUUGACCAAGACGGGUCCUGGCAGACCGAAGUCCCGCCUGCUUGCUAAAUGAACCUGCUUGCCAAACAUCUGGCUCAGUUGGAUGCCAAAUCCCUCAGGCGAAGGCUUGAGCGGGUGAACGUGGGAUGGGGUGCAAACUUUGCGCGUUAUUGCCAGAAUCCUCUCUCCCAGCCACUCCACGAUGUCGAGAGAGGCUCAUCUCAUGACAGUGUUAACCGGUUUGGACUGUAGUUUGGGGAACCACACUUCUUCAAACCGAAAUUUUAAAAGUUUUUUGUCUCAUUUGUACCUGCAGUGGUCUGACAGGUUUAACUUUUAACUUACUUUGGAUAACUUUUUCUAAGCAGCAUCUUCAAGAGCGGGGUUUUGUUUUUUUGGCAUGGCAAAUGUUUUCUGCAUUUUGCAAUAAGUGGAGGCCGAGACUGUGAUCUGUCCUGUGUCUUUUAAAAUAAAAAAAAUGCAUCUUUUAACCUUCUUGCUCCAUGGAUUCCUAGUAUCUCAAAGGUAAGUAUUGGAAUGCCCCCCCCCCCCCAAUAAUUAAACGAUCAGCGAGCUGAUCACCUGACCAUACAGAGCUACUUUUUUGGCUUUUGUUCAUCAAAGACACUCGACUAGAUCAGCUUUCUUUCUUUUUUUAAGGGGCUUCUUUCUGUUCCCUUGUGCUAUACUAGGUGCUAAUUCUGGUAUCCGGGUAUAUAUUUUGCACUCCUGAAAAAGAAGAAGAUACGUUAGAGCUGCUGUCACUAAAUUUUGUCAUUGAAUAAACGAAGUAUGAUGCAA
Sphaerodactylus townsendi is the source of this 3810-nucleotide messenger RNA. It is a transcript of the gene RABGEF1, whose product is annotated as RAB guanine nucleotide exchange factor 1. NCBI's taxonomy places the organism in Eukaryota, Metazoa, Chordata, Lepidosauria, Squamata, Sphaerodactylidae. Gene Ontology annotation, molecular function: zinc ion binding; small GTPase binding; DNA binding. Gene Ontology annotation, cellular component: endocytic vesicle; cytosol. The coding region runs from base 124 to 1638 and encodes 504 amino acids. The record is from RefSeq and is a predicted model, not a curated record. Gene Ontology annotation, biological process: vesicle-mediated transport. The transcript is spliced from 10 exons.